Pocillopora verrucosa is the source of this 1580-nucleotide messenger RNA. RefSeq lists its product as uncharacterized. The record is from RefSeq and is a predicted model, not a curated record. Lineage: Eukaryota; Metazoa; Cnidaria; Anthozoa; Scleractinia; Pocilloporidae.
GCGAAGGUUGAUCUCGUUUCUAAGAAAUCGAUCUGUAACAAUCGAUUCCACAGUUCACGGAACGGCGGUUAACAUUAAUUUCCAAAACACAGUAAUCCUUCCUAUAGCGCUUGCGAGUUCUAAAAGCUAGUGGAAAAAUGGAAAGAGAAUCAAUGAAAGGUUACCUGUUCAACUGUGACAAGACAUGCGAGCUAAAAGAAGUCGAAGCACUUCUCUUUGAAAUGGAAGAGAAGCACAACCUGAAGAUCGAUGUUGAAAAGCUAUAUUUUGGAUUGAAAAGCAUGUCUGAAAUUUGCGACAGUAAGAUUCCUCACUUAAAAAUUGAUUUUGCCGUUUUCGCUGUCCAUGCAAAUGAAUCUCGGCUUUCGAUCAACGAAGAAAACGCUGGAAUUGGUUACGCCAAGUUGUAUAAAGCAUUGUCAAGAGCCACGGGUGACAAAGUGUUGAUAGUCAUCGCUGGAGACAAGGAUUACAAAGAUGAAACUGAACAGGAACAGUUUGUGAUCUCACGCUGGGCACGGAGAAAAGUGGCCUCGCAGUUUGAUGACGAGUACCUUGAUGGAAGGAAAAGUUUUAUUUUGUCUUGGAACUCAAAGCACCGAACGAUCCACGAGGAGGCACUUCUGCACUUCUUUGAUCCAAACAAGGAAGGACAGAAGUUUCAAUAUCAACCAAAACCAAAGCCUCUCCCUGAGUUCCAGGUCACCUCGUCAGUAACCACCCCAGGAGAGGGUGAUAAGGUUAUAGAAGAAGGUGCCUCUGAUCAGCUUAUGGAUAAUGAUGUACUGAAUCUUGAACAUGAAAAAUCAACCCAGGACGAGAGGUCAGAAGAAUAUGGAGGCGCUGACACAACACCUACUCUAGUAAACCACCCAAAAGGAACAGUGUUGCUUGAAACGCACCUGAGAUACGGAAAAAUCUCUUCUGAGAAUAAAGACGUUGUGGAAUGGCAACAAGGGUGGCAGCCAUCUCAAAUAGUCAUGCAGGACCUUGAAGAAAAAUGGAAGCUGGUCCCGGAUGCUAAAGUACUGUUCACCGCCGAUGGUGACGGCCAAGACAACUGUGCAGUAAAAAUGAAUCAUUGGCAAAACUUUAAGUAUCAUAUGUGGAGGGCACAAAUGCGCGCAAGUGCACACAUGCGCAUGUGCGCGUGCAUAUGCACAUGCAUAUGCAUAUGCAUAAUAGUAAUGAUAAUAAUAAUAAUACACUUUACAUGAGGGUAGCACGGAAUAGUUACAGAAACUAGUGGCAUGCAAAUCCGCGGUGUGGAUGUUUGUAAUCGCCUCAGGUUUUACUAUGGAUUUGAGCUAAAUUUUUAGGUGAAGUAUUCCCAUGUAUACUUGAUUAUCAUACAAUGAAUGUAGUCGAACUACACUAGCUUGGUGUUCGAAAAAGUUAAUAAUCAGCUCCGUAGAAAUGAAAACAUUUUGAAAAUGAGCGCGCAGUCCAACAUAUGGACUGCGAUAUAAUGUUCUGAGUUGUCGAACUUACCUAUUCUUUAGAAGCUGCCGCAUUGAUGGUAGUGAAAUAUUCUCAGGUGUGAUAAUAAAAAAAAGAAAUUAAAGCAUCGUAAAGUGGAA